Molecule: messenger RNA, 957 nt
Organism: Drosophila albomicans
Lineage: Eukaryota; Metazoa; Arthropoda; Insecta; Diptera; Drosophilidae
Product: homeobox protein Hox-B4
Exons: 1
Coding region: 31-957 (308 amino acids)
Biological process (GO): neuron differentiation; central nervous system development; regulation of DNA-templated transcription
Molecular function (GO): DNA-binding transcription factor activity, RNA polymerase II-specific; DNA binding
Source: RefSeq, a predicted model, not a curated record
AACAUCAAUCUCAACUCAGCUACAGCAAAAAUGUCGCGCUCAUUCCUCAUGGACUCACUGCUCAGCGAUAUGCCAUCGAACAAGGAAUCAAUUGGUUCUCCAACUGCAGCCAGUGCCACAGCCGCCGCCGCUGUGGCUGCCACAGCCGCAGCAGCUGCCAUGCUGCCGGGCAUUCCCAUGUUGCCGUAUCCAGCCAGCUAUGUGGGCAGCUACCUCUUCUCUCUGGGUAUCCAGCAACAGCAGCAGCAACAACAACAGCAACAGCAGCAUCAACAACAGCAACAAGCAGCGGCUGCAGCUGCUGCCGCCGUACUCCAACAGCCACACGCCUCCCUCUACCAUCCUUAUGCCCAAUUCUUCGCAACGAAGCGCAAAUCGAGCAGCCUGAUCAACUAUGAGGAUUGCUAUCCAUCGCCGCCACUCUCUGCCAAUGCCAUUGCACAUGGCGUGAGUGCACAGCUGCCAUUGCCGGCAAUGCCAUCGUCAGCUGUCUACGGUCUGCCGCUUCCCGAUGCCGGUGCCUUCUGCACUUCACCGUCGGCAUCUUCCAGCGCCUCGUUGGACUUCGCCAAUCCUGAUGAGCCGCAAGGCAAACGCUUCAAACACGAAUCCUCCUGCUCGCCAGCCAGUUCACCCAUCAAAACACAUGCGACUCCCGCCGUGGACAUUACACCGCUGAUCAAUGACUAUGCCGACUCCAGCAAACGCAUUCGCACCGCCUUCACCAGCACUCAACUCUUGGAGCUGGAGCGUGAGUUCUCGCACAAUGCGUAUUUGUCCCGUCUUCGCAGAAUCGAGAUUGCCAAUCGGCUGCGUCUGUCGGAGAAGCAGGUGAAGAUCUGGUUCCAGAACCGUCGCGUCAAGCAGAAGAAGGGCGGCUCCGAGAGUCCCACUUUCAAUCUCUCAGCCAACUCUACCAGCCCACAGACUUCACCAACGACCAAGAUCAGUGCGUAG